GGUCAAUCCUUGGUCUUAGAUCUAGAUCAAGAGAUAUGGUUGGAAGCACAUUCGCGAAAAUACUCGACAAACAUUGCCUAGAGGGGCACAAUUUCCCAUCAUGGUAUCGUAAUGUCAAGAUUCUCCUAACGUUGGAGAAGAUUAUUUACGUACUUGAUAAGCCUCUUCCUGACAUACCUCUUGGCCCUGAGGCCACAGAGGAUGAACGUGCUAAGUAUGACAAGCACGUUGAGGAUGAUACACAAGCCAAGUGCUAUCUGUUGGCCUCCAUGAAUGAGGAGCUACAGAGACAGCACGAGGGCAUGGACAGUGCAUUUUCCAUAAUACUCCAUCUUACGGAGUUAUAUGGUGAAGGGACGCGCAACCGUCGCUUUAACACUGUUUGUGAACUUGUGAAGACCAAGAUGGUCAAAGGGGCUCCAGUGAGCAACCGAUUUAAAGGUGGUGGGAGCAGUUACAUGGAUGUUCGGAACCGAAGCACCACCAUCAGGGAGGAUCAUUAUCCCCGCCCAUUCAUUGAGCCGUAUUAUGGAAGUGUUGAAGGGCAUGUUGUGGAGAAGAUCCCAUUCCAUGCCGUGAGCCCUAGUGGAGAUUAA
Messenger RNA from Pyrus x bretschneideri (Chinese white pear), 596 nucleotides. RefSeq lists its product as uncharacterized. The record is from RefSeq and is a predicted model, not a curated record. NCBI's taxonomy places the organism in Eukaryota, Viridiplantae, Streptophyta, Magnoliopsida, Rosales, Rosaceae. Bases 36 to 596 code for a protein of 186 amino acids. The transcript is spliced from 3 exons.